GCAAGCUUGCCUAAUAUGGGCCGUCGCCCAGUUUGCAGAACGAACCUGGAAAAACCGUACCCUGUAGCCGCCAGGGUAUGCGACGCACUUGGCAUGGACCUUCUGCCGGGUACUGCGGAGAACAAAUUUAUAACGAACAUUAUUAGGUACAACGAAGACUACACGCACCGAGGGAGAGAUAUACUUUACUGGCUCGACGUUCCUCCACCAAGUGGCAACAGCUCCGUGUGCUCUGCAGCCCUUUACGGCGACGACGGCAUCGCGACUGCGCUGUCUGGACUGCAGUGCAACACGUCUCUACAUUCGCUAUGCGUUUUCACCAACAUUGAAAGACAUUCUACAGUGGCGCCUAGCACCAGCGAAACUACCACUGAUAUUGCCAGUGACAAUACUGAUAUUGGCAACGGUACUGUCAGUGAUGUUGCCAGCUAAAUCACUGAUCUUACCUGUACUGGUGGCAGUCACACAAAUGCGAGCAACAGAAAUGCCAGUGCCGCAAAUAAAUUGUUGUAACACAUGGGAGCCGAACGAUGGGUGGUCUCUGGCUGCUUGAUGACCGAUCUUGCAAUAAAACAAGACUGGCAGCGACGUGUAGGCUGCGCGCGAACGCCAGCGUGGU
Molecule: messenger RNA, 619 nt
Organism: Dermacentor andersoni
Lineage: Eukaryota; Metazoa; Arthropoda; Arachnida; Ixodida; Ixodidae
Source: RefSeq, a predicted model, not a curated record